GAUGAUAUACCUUUUAUUUAAGGUAAUGCCAUUCGAGUAGAGUUCGUAUUGAGGAUCGAACGCCCAAAAAAUGUCCGGGGAUCCUACUAGCGAGACUGUGAAUUCUCAGCCGGAUUCCAAGAUGGAAAGUUCCGGGGAGAGAAAAUUCAGCACGGUUGAGAAAAGGCUGGACCUUGACGAUAUAUUAACAAACGAGCUCGGUCAGUUCGGAUGCUUCCAAUUGAGAAAUAUUCUUCUGGUAGCUGUACCUAUUGCAAUGUCAGCGUUUAUGAGUGAAUUCAUCUUUUCGGCUGCCGCUAUACCGCACAGAUGUCGUAUUCCGGAAUGUGGUGAAGAUGGUAAACUUCACGAGAUUGAACCCGAGUGGAUAGGAAAAGCAAUUCCAGAAGCUAAUUCUGGAUAUUCACGCUGUGAAAGAUAUGCACCAACCAAUAUCGGCAUCAACGGCUCUUUAGACUACUGCCCAGCGAACCUUUUCGAUACUGCAGAAACGAUAAGCUGCGAUGGCUUUGUUUACGCAAGAGAUAAUUCAGUAGUGUAUGAGUUUGAUCUCGGGUGUCAAGACUUUUUACGAGCAUUUGCUGGUACAUUGAACAGUAUAGGAACACUUCUGGUUCUGCCGAUAACCGGUUUCUUCUCUGAUCGUUUUGGACGAAGAUGGGCCCUCGUUAUUAGCGUAUUUAACCUUGCUCUUAUUGGUCUUAUACGAGCGUUUUCUGUAAAUUAUCCAAUGUACCUUGCCCUGCAAAUUCUACAAACAACUCUCGGCGCUGGUACUUUCAGUUCCGCGUACAUUUUUGCUGCUGAGCUCGUUGGACCUAAAUAUCGGGUGAUGACUAGUGCUUUCUCGUCUUCAAUGUUUUCUGUAGGCCAAGUAAUAUUGGGUGGUGUAGCUUGGCUAGUACAGCCUUGGAGGUACAUGAUCAUGGCCCUUCACAUCCCUUGCUUCUUAAUCAUCUCUUACUACUGGUUACUGCCUGAGAGCAUCCGCUGGUUACUUUCGAAAAAUAAGAAUGAAGAAGCACGAAAAGUAUUGGAAAAUGUGGCGAGAGUAAAUAAAAAGUCUAUAAGCGAAAAAUCAAUACAAGCUUUAAUGUUCACUCCAGAGGGGACUGACAAUAAUACAAACGCUGAUAAACCUGGUCUAAUCAAACAAAUCAUAAGUUCUCCUGUUCUACUGAGACGAGUCUGCACAACUCCUAUUUGGUGGAUCACAACGACAUUCGUCUACUACGGACUGUCUAUCAAUUCCACCGGAUUAUCCGACUCAAUAUAUUUGCAAUAUAUACUUACAUGUGCCAUCGAAAUCCCCGGGUACUUUACCGCAGUGUUGGUGUUGGACAGGAUUGGAAGAAAAAUAACUCUCUCCAGCGGUUUCUUCUUCAGUGCAGCCUGUAACAUCGCUUUCGUUUUUAUACCAAGUGAUUUAUCCGUUCUCCGGCUAAUUAUUUUCCUUUUGGGUAAAUUUGGAAUCUCGGUGGUGAUGACGUCACUAUAUCUGUUCACAUCUGAGCUCUACCCCACGGAAUACCGCCACAGUCUCCUGGCCUUUUCAUCCAUGGUCGGCCGUCUUGGAUCUAUAACGGCUCCACUGACACCCGUUUUGGUGAACUACUGGCACGGUAUACCGUCCAUGAUGUUUGGGGCUAUGGGUAUACUGGCUGGACUCCUGGUACUCACACAACCUGAAACACUUGGCACCACAAUGCCCGAUACGUUGGCUGAAGCUGAAGCCAUCGGCAGGAAACCAACUGUAUAAAUUCUAACAAACUAUACUCUCUACUUCAUCUCUCAUUAAGUUAAAUACAUUAUUAAUAUUAAGAAUUAUACACAAUUGUUAUAUGAAAUUAUAGUAUAAGUUAUAUACAUUAAUAAAAUUGUUCUAACAAA
Molecule: messenger RNA, 1890 nt
Organism: Danaus plexippus (monarch butterfly)
Lineage: Eukaryota; Metazoa; Arthropoda; Insecta; Lepidoptera; Nymphalidae
Product: organic cation transporter protein-like
Exons: 7
Coding region: 71-1759 (562 amino acids)
Biological process (GO): transmembrane transport
Cellular component (GO): membrane
Molecular function (GO): transmembrane transporter activity
Source: RefSeq, a predicted model, not a curated record